This is a messenger RNA of Erythranthe guttata (spotted monkey flower), 1319 nucleotides long. RefSeq names its product tropomyosin. Lineage: Eukaryota; Viridiplantae; Streptophyta; Magnoliopsida; Lamiales; Phrymaceae. The record is from RefSeq and is a predicted model, not a curated record.
AAUCUACCCCUGAUUACCGAGCGACAUCACCCCCAUAAUCCUAGUUUGCCCCUUUUCCCUCUAAACCCUCAAAAUUACUCUCUGCAACCUAUAAAUAUAACGGCUUUCUAUAAUUUCCUCAUCUCAAUUCUCUCUCUCUCUCUCUCUCGCGUAUACGCACUCUCACACACGUAGAUAUUCAAGGUACCUACGAUCAACCAUUGUCGAAGUAUUAUUACUGAUUUUUUCGCUUCAAAUUGUUAAAUGGAGGAGUUAUUUCAGUAUAUGCAGACUCUCCGCUCUCAGAUCAACGAUGUGGCGGAUCAAGCAGCGGAGAUAUCAGUUGAGGAGCAUAUGCAGACCACAACAAUGCAGACUCUCCAGAAUGAUCUCGAUUUAGUGAGGAAUGAAAUUAGGCAAGUCAAGGAGGAAAGUGAUAAGAUGACCAAAACAAAGGGGCAUAUCUAUUUGCAGAUUUUGGAAAAACAGAGGAAAAUCACGUCUCUGGAAUCUGAUUCUUCCACCCUCAGUCGGACAUUGGAGCUUAUGCAACAAGAACGACUUGGCCUUUCAGGAAAACUUGUGGAUCGAAGUGCAUAUUAUAAGAAGAUUGCCGAGGAUAUCAGUGGACAACUAAAAGAACAACAGGAGUGGAUCAAAUCUCGAAAUUUUAGCUCGCGAACCAAAAAGGGCAUGGUAGGUGAGAAAGCAGAUGAAACAAAAGGUUUCCAGGAUAAUAUGGGUCCAACUAUGAUGAUGAACUUUCAAGCUGCUCAAGCCAACUUUGAUAAGAUUGGACAACUAAAAUCAAAUCUUGUUGUGCAGAAUUCUAAGCUGAGGGAGUCUGUUGAACUAGUGAAGACUAAAAUGACUGACUUUAAGCCAGAACUUAGGGAGAUGGAUGAGAAAAGCUUGGCAAAGGAGCUACAAGAACUCUUAUCUGACAAAACCCGACAAGCUGAGUAUGUGCAAUCUCUGCAACUCCAGAUUAUGAGAAUAAAGGAAAUUUCGCACGAAAUUAGGUGUUCUUGUGGAGAGAAAUACCAUGUGAGACUGGAUAUAUGAGCUUAACAAUUCAGGUGGCAAAGAAACAAGGAUUCUUGCAGGGAUCUUUACUAUGUACCUCUUUCAAAUAUUUUCCUAGCUGGUAAAAAGAAAAUGUAGAUUUGUGACCAUUGUAAGAAUAAUCAAGAAGUGUAGUAUCAUGUAUCACUAUAUCAGUCCUCCUUCAAGUCGGGAACCCUGCUAUCUUUCCUAAUAAACUAGUAAUGAAAAAAGGGUCUUCGACUCACUCUGCAGUGUGCUUCCAAUUUAUGAAUCACAUUUAGAUCUAUCCAUUA